GCCCCCCCCCCCCAAAAAAAAAAGGUAUCACUAUUGUGCAGAUCUUGCAACAUGUAUUUUGUGCAUUUUAGUUGGCCCGAUAAAAGCAUAAUUAUUUUCUGGAUGUUGUUGUAGUCAAUAAAUCAGUAAAGUCAAGCAGCCUUGUUCUUUGCCUGUGGGCCCCCUUUCCCUGCUGCCCUCUGGCUGGAACACAGCAGGCUUAAAAAAAAAAAAGAAAGCCUUAAGCUGUGACUGUAUGCCUGUUUUCCUGACUGUGUCCAGCCCUCUUCCACCUCCCCUUUCUCAGUCGCCUGCUUCUUUUUUCCAUCUGAGUUUUGCCCUGUGUGUGUGCUGGCUGGUGCAUCUCCUUGUCAAACCAGGAGACCCAGGUUGCUCUGGAAGUGGAGGAGAUCUAGGAGUGGACAUUUGAGAAGCAAAGAACAGGGUCAUUGGACCAGGAGAAGGAAGGAGGAGAAUUUUCUGCAUUCUUUCAUUAAUGAGAAGCAUUAGCUUGUAAUAACUAUGGCCAGAUUUGCAGCUCUCGGAUUCCUAUUUCUUUUUCAUCUUUUGGCUACCUCCUCAGCUCAGAGACCAGGACUAAGAGGCCCCGUUGGACCACGAGGACCCCCAGGAGCACCUGGCAAGGAUGGCAUAGAUGGAGAGCCCGGCCCACCUGGCUUGCCUGGUCCACCGGGACCAAAGGGGGCACCAGGAAAAGCUGGGAAACCAGGGGAUCCAGGUUUACCUGGACUUCCAGGAGUGGAUGGAUUAACAGGAACUGAUGGCCCACCUGGGCCAGUUGGACCACCAGGAGACAGAGGUGCGAUUGGGCCUGCGGGGCCAAGUGGACCAGCAGGCAAAGGACUCCCUGGACCUCCAGGACCUCCUGGCCCCAGUGGGCUCCCAGGUGGAAACGGGUUACAAGGGCCACCUGGACCAUCUGGACUUCCGGGCUUUGCUGGACCACCAGGCCCUCCAGGACCACCAGGAGUUCCUGGAGUCCUUCCUGAUGGCAAUGGUGAUAUUCAGUGUCCAGCUCUCUGUCCCCCUGGACCUCCAGGUCCACCAGGAGUACCAGGAUUCAAGGGGCAUACUGGUCAUAAAGGAGAACCUGGGGAAGUAGGUAAAGAUGGUGAGAAGGGUCCACCUGGACCCCCAGGUCCUGCAGGACCUCCAGGACCUGUUGGCUUGCAGGGAUCCCGAGGAUUAAGAGGCCUCACUGGGCCAGUUGGACCUCCUGGAGACAGGGGAUCCAUAGGUUUCAGAGGGCCACCAGGAAUCCCAGGGCCUCCAGGAAAAGCGGGACCUCGUGGAGACAGAGGACCUCAAGGUUUCCGAGGGCCAAAAGGAGAUACUGGUAGGCCUGGACCAAAAGGAACACUGGGGACUGCUGGGCCCAUAGGAGAACCUGGCAUGCCUGGAAAAGAUGGGAGAGAUGGAACCCAUGGACUCGAUGGUGAGAAGGGUGAUGCUGCUCGUUUUGGUGUUCCUGGAGAAAAGGGACCAAAUGGACUACCUGGUUUACCUGGAAGUGCAGGAAUGAAAGGUGAAAAAGGUCAGCCAGGCAAUACUGGAGAGAUGGGAGAAUCCGGUCCUUCAGGAGAGCCAGGUAUACCUGGAGAGCGUGGUAUCCCUGGAGAGAGAGGUGACCCUGGCCCAAGAGGAUCUUCUGGAGCAAUUGGACUACAAGGCCCCAUGGGAGCACCAGGUGUGAGAGGUUUCCAGGGUCGGAAAGGUGCAAGUGGAGAGCCUGGCCUACCAGGUCCCACUGGUCUCCGUGGAGAGUCUGGUGAGAGGGGUCCUACUGGAGUUUCUGGACCCAAAGGUAAUCAGGGCAUUGCAGGAGCAGAUGGCCUGCCAGGUGAUAAAGGAGAGCUGGGUCCUUUUGGCCCAACUGGACAAAAAGGAGAGCCAGGAAAACGGGGCGAGCUGGGCCCUAAAGGAGUCCAGGGACCAAAUGGAACAGUUGGUGUGCCAGGAAUUCCAGGACAUCCAGGCAAAAUGGGUAUACAAGGAGAACAAGGAGUCCCUGGGAUUACUGGGAAACCUGGCUCACCAGGGAAAGAAGCCAGUGAGCAACAUAUACGAGAACUCUGUGGUGGAUUGAUCAGUGAGCAAAUUGCCCAGUUAGCUGCUAACCUAAGGAAGCCUCUGGCUCCUGGACUCACAGGGCGCCCUGGGCCUGCUGGUCCGCCAGGCCCGCCCGGGGCAACAGGAAGUGUCGGACAUCCUGGUGCUCGUGGCCCCCCUGGGUACAGAGGGCCAACUGGGGACUUGGGCGAUCCUGGUCCUAGAGGUGACUCUGGUGAAAGGGGAGACAAAGGUGCCAUUGGCAAAGGCAUUGAUGGACCUGAUGGAGACCAAGGUCCUCAAGGACCACCAGGUGUUCCUGGAACUAGUAAAGAUGGUCGGGAUGGUGCUCCUGGUGAGCCUGGAUUGCCGGGAGAUCCUGGACGACCAGGUGCCACUGGGGUUCAGGGAACUCCAGGAGUCUGUGAUACAUCAGCCUGCAUGGGAGCUUCCGUUGCUGGAGGGAAAUCCAAAAAGUCAUAAAAUCACAUCUAAAAGGAGCUGGAAAAGGGAACUGAAUAUUUAAUUGAAUUGUUUAUACAUGAAGAUGGAAAUACUCUUCUAUUUUUUAAAAAAAAAUGGAGGGGGCAGUUCUCCUGUAAAAAUGCGUUAAAUGGACUUUGACAAUAUAUUUUAGUUCCAAUGAACAAGAAAUCAGCAGAUGGAAACGUAUACAAUAGUAUGUCCCCUACAAUUUGUUUCCUAUUUUCAUUACAAUAUUGUUUGUUGCUUGCCCCACUAAAGAGAUACCCCUUGGUUCCUGAAGUGUGAAGUACUUUCUGUUUAACAUGCCUCCCAGACCCACACAACUGAGCCAAGUUCCUAACAUUUUUUAUAAUGGCUUGCCUUGGUGCUAGUUCGUUUUAACAUUAAAUUCCAUUAUCCUUCAGGGCUCUAAUCCAACCAUAUACAAAUGUAGCUGUCAAGGCUGCGUGCACUGAUCUGAUCACCUCCUUGGACAAAUAUUAAUGGUAUUUAUUAUGUCUUUAAAGGUGUGCACUCAUAGCCCCAUCAGCUGGUCAUGGACAGAAAUUACACGCACAUCACCUGUCUCUUUAUCCGGCUUUGGACAAAGGAUCGAAACAUACAUGUCCCUAGUUGAAUUGGGGCAAGUAAGUGUAUAAAUAGAGAGCUAAGUAAAACAGAGUUCAUAUAGGCAGAAUCCUGGACUAGGCUGAAUGCUCAUUUGAAUGUAGACAAUCCCACAACCAUCUUUUGGCAUACACAGUGGUGUUUUCCCAGGGUGUUGUGCCAACAGUAGUUCUUUAUGCUGUUUCAGAAGUCAUGUCAGAGGUUUACCUGAGUCUUUUUGUGUGUGUGGCGUGUCUCAAAAGCAAAGGGAACUGUUAAAUGGAGGCUAGGGGCACAGAAAAUGCCACUGGGCCAUAUUUCUUAAAUAUCUGCUACAACUAAAAAAGAAUGUUUUCCAAAUUGACUCUGCAUGUGGAACACUAUAUCUAUUUUACAGGGGAUAUUUUUCCAUAUUACCAUAUGGGAAAUUCUGUAUUGAUAUUUGAUACCCUCUGCACACUGUUUGUAAGAACCGUACAUUACAGGAAAUUAUAAUUACCUCCUAAAUAGCAUGUGCAUUGUUGUAAAAAUUAUUUUGGUAACAUUGUACCUAACUGUUUGAUAAUAGGGUUGUUUUGCCAGUUCUAUUAUUUCCCCUGCUGGUUGGAAAUAAAAGUGCUACACAAGUGUGAA
This is a messenger RNA of Sceloporus undulatus (fence lizard), 3753 nucleotides long. RefSeq names its product collagen type IX alpha 3 chain (gene COL9A3). Lineage: Eukaryota; Metazoa; Chordata; Lepidosauria; Squamata; Phrynosomatidae. The record is from RefSeq and is a predicted model, not a curated record. The coding region runs from base 502 to 2532 and encodes 676 amino acids. The transcript is spliced from 32 exons.